Molecule: messenger RNA, 1667 nt
Organism: Aspergillus uvarum CBS 121591
Lineage: Eukaryota; Fungi; Ascomycota; Eurotiomycetes; Eurotiales; Aspergillaceae
Product: phosphatase PAP2 family protein
Exons: 3
Coding region: 308-1270 (320 amino acids)
Biological process (GO): inositol phosphoceramide metabolic process; sphingolipid biosynthetic process
Cellular component (GO): inositol phosphoceramide synthase complex
Molecular function (GO): inositol phosphoceramide synthase activity
Source: RefSeq, a predicted model, not a curated record
UGCCGCUCUGCAAAUUUCUGGGCUUUGGACUCGGAUCUCAUGAGGCCCAACAUACAUCACUUUCUGGAUCCAUGAUUUGAGGUUGACCGAAAGGCCUCGAUCGCGAAUCAAACAAGGCUGGACAAGGCUGGAAAAGGCUGGAUCGGGUGACGUCAACAGUCUCCUUUUACAGUUUCCUUAAACUAGACUUCCCAGGCAUCCGGCCCGCAGAGAGCCAAAUCGAAUGUUGAAAUAAAACCCAGUUCACAGCGUCCCUGCCAUUUUGACAACCUAUAUCGCUGCCUGCAAUUGUCGGUCUUUCGACACAAUGGGCGGUCUUCAAAAUCUUCUGGAGCCUGGAGCGAUCGUCGCGGUUUUCACCACGGGUACUUUGAUCAACCGACGCAAGCAUGUCAGGUCGCCGGAAGUCCCCAGCGUGGAAUCACCGUUGCUUGCAGAUGGUCUUGAGGACGUGAAGCCAAAUGCAGACGAUGAACGUUCGCUCCGCAACCGCCGGACACCUCAGUCUCGUCUUCUAGCACAUUUUCCUUUUCUGCUGGAAAUCUUGUACUGGCUGCUUACCUACUGGAUCUAUCAAGGGCUGCGGGCGUUCUCCGCCCGAAUGAUUGCCGGCCACAAGGAGAUCUUCGACACAGCUGAGCGCCAUGCUAUUUCGAUCCUUCACCUAGAGCAUUUCCUCCACCUUGACGUCGAAUUAACGGUUCAGAGAUACAUCCUCAACGAGAUUCCGUGGCUCAUGCCCUUAUUGGCGCGUGUAUACUACUCGCACAUCGUCCUCGGCGUGGUAUUUGUGGUUUAUUGCUAUACCUUCGUCCAGCGCGACAAGUACCAGGCGCUCCGGCGCACGCUGGCAUUUGAGAAUGUCAUUGCAUUUACGAUCCUUACUCUGUGGAGGUGCAUGCCCCCGCGUCUCCUCCCCGAGGAGUACGGGUUUGUCGAUGUCCUGCACAGCAACAAGGGCGGUUCGGCUUGGACGCAGAACAAGUUUCAGCUCACGAUCGCAGCGAUGCCUUCGCUUCACUUUGGAAAUUCCAUGUUCAUUGCGCUGUGUCUGCUCAAAUUCAGCCCCCAUUGGUACCUAAGGGUGAUCGCGCCGUUGUGGCCUAUGAUGAUGGGUCUAACGAUCGUUGCGACCGCCAAUCACUUCAUUUUGGACGCUGUUGUUGGUGCAUGUGUGGUGCUCGCCGCUUUCAGGUUCAACCGCGUCAUGCUGAGUCUGCUGCCGAUAGAGAGAGCGGUGUUUAGAUUGCUUCGCCUAGAGAAGCCUUGAUUUUAUACAGGGCGACGGGAUGGUUGGGUUAGCCAUUGGACUUGAGACCUAUAUAUUAUUAGGGAUACAUCGUCUUUCCGUGAUGAUGCCAUCGAUAUGUAUGAGUAUCGCACUCACAAACAGAACUUUUAAUCACAGACCUUACCGUGUAUACUAAGAAGCUGGACUGUGCUCUCUGCAAUUGAGACCUCGGGUAGACUGUAGCUUAUUAGUCUGCAGCUAAGCAUUGCCAAGUCUUGAGUAUAUCAGAAGAAGUAACAAAGCGUCAGUAAGCAUGCGAGCGAGAGGCGUGCAUUUUGGUGUAUAGUACGGUAGUACAUGUGCGAUCGAUAUAACGUGGAUUUUGAAGCUUCGUCGACGGUCGUCGACAGGUUAUUCGCGACUACUUAGUAUGGUC